UUCCUUCCGAGUCAAGGCGUCAAAAGCGAGCCGCUGCCGGGUUAGAUAGAGGAGGCGUGUGGAAGGCGGAGACUGGCCGGCCGGCCGGAAAGGGUGAAGAUGGCGGAGAAAGAAACAGCUUUAGAAGUUUCUUUGUGUCUCCUCCUGGAAAGAGUUUCCUCGGUUUCACACAUUCCUUUUGUAAAUCCAAUGCUUUCGGAUAUAUCGUGAAUGAAAAGAAAUAAGAUUAUUUCAGCUUUAUUUGCCCUUCUCUAGCUUCAAGUCUGUUCUAAAUAUUGUUAGAAGCACAUGAGGCCAUGGCAGAUGUUGAUGUUCAACCAUCCAUACCAAAAAGGUGUGGCCCGUACAUUUCUUCCAUCACUAGCCACAGCCUGAACCUGGUCCUUCGUGGAAUAGUCCUGUUCUUAAUUGGAGUCUUUCUUGCAUUAAUAUUAAACUUGCUUCAGAUACAAAGAAAUGUCACCUUAUUUCCACCGGAUGUGAUUACAAGCAUCUUUUCUUCAGCUUGGUGGGUACCCCUCGGAUGCGGCACAGCAUCAGCUGUAAUUGGAUUAUUGUACCCUUGCAUGGAUAGACAUCUGGGAGAACCUCAUAAAUUUAAGAGAGAAUGGUCCAGUGUGAUGAGAUGCGUAGCAGUCUUUGUUGGCAUAAAUCAUGCCAGUGCUAAAGUGGAUUUUGCCAACAACUUCCAGUUGUCUCUCACACUUGCUGCGCUUUCAGUGGGGCUGUGGUGGACUUUUGAUAGAUCUCGAAAUGGUUUUGGACUUGGAAUUGGAAUUGCAUUUUUAGCCACUUUGGUGACGCAGCUUCUGGUCUACAAUGGAGUUUAUCAAUACACAUCUCCUGACUUCCUUUAUGUCCGUUCCUGGUUGCCCUGUAUAUUCUUUGCUGGUGGAAUAACUAUGGGAAAUAUUGGCAGGCAGCUAGCAAUGUAUGAAUGUAAAGUUAUUACGGAAAAGUCUCAUCAAGACUGACUAGAAGAAAAAUACUUUUCUCAUGGGAGGAGGAAGAGCAGACUGAGAAGAACACAAAGUAGAGAGAACUCGAUUAUACAAUUGCCAAAAAAAGAAAAGCAAUCUCCCUCUCUCGUUUCUUCUUCUCUUGUCCCUGGUUGUGUCUCUGGCCUGGUCUACUCGCAAAGGCACUAUUUACUGCAAUCUGUGAUUGCUGAAUUUCUAAGUCACUUAAAAAAUCCUGGCAUCUCGGGAACAUGAUCUGUGCGAAAUGGUGCUUCAGCGCAACCCGCUGGAGAAAGUAUUGGCUUCUGAGUUAGGAUCCUUUGUUUAUCUGAACUAGGCUAGGCUUGUCCCUUUUCUUCCCCAAUAAGGUUCUUGUGCCAAACCAAGCUUACAACAAAGCAUCACCCUCUCCUGGCUGCAUUACUUUUUACUUUCUUUGGCCAAUUUUGAGAGCGGUAGUAUUCUUAGAGUGUUGCUGUUUUAUUAUACCUCAUGUCAGAGGGUUAAAGGGCCCCCAAAGAGACUAAAUGGAAUUAGCAUCAAAAGUAUAAUCAGUGCUGUGACUUCUCUUGGUAAAAAAGGUAAACGAAUCUACAGAAUAGCUGCGCAUGAAGCAAACAUGAAUUUUCUGUUUUGUAUCAAGAGUUGAUGGCAUAGUUGAAUGCAAAUGCACUAUUUGCAAUACAAAUGGGUAGUACUGCUACUGCACUCUCUGUGUCUAUACCUGUAGUGUGCUGAGUGUGGGACCACUCUGUAAAUAGAUACAUCCUGUUGUAGGACUUUUCAUCGCAUAGCAGCAGCAAUAGAGCUGUUUGUUGAGAUGUGAUUCACGCUAAAUAGUAAUAUUGAGGCUAUCCAUAAACAAGACAUUUACAGUUGGUAGUUUAGUUCUGGAAAUAGGAAAAUCCAACCUUUUAAAAAAGUAUGGUUAGAUGAACUUCAAUGUAGUAAUUGCAAGUACUGUACCUCUCUCACUUUGUAUAGUAAAACAUGGGUAUCUGUCUGCAUUCUGAUCAUAGGAGCUGUAAAUGUUCCUUUACAGAGAUUCCAACGAAAUAAAUUCAUGUUAUUGCUCUUAUAGAAAUGUCAUAUGACAAGGUGAAUUCUAACAAAAGAGAGGCACAGCUGAAGACAUUAUUAUGGUACUGCAUCAGUAGAGCUGAUCCUUGGGUCUGGUAAA
Notechis scutatus (mainland tiger snake) is the source of this 2139-nucleotide messenger RNA. RefSeq names its product insulin induced gene 2 (gene INSIG2). The record is from RefSeq and is a predicted model, not a curated record. Gene Ontology annotation, cellular component: endoplasmic reticulum; SREBP-SCAP-Insig complex. NCBI's taxonomy places the organism in Eukaryota, Metazoa, Chordata, Lepidosauria, Squamata, Elapidae. Gene Ontology annotation, biological process: SREBP-SCAP complex retention in endoplasmic reticulum; SREBP signaling pathway; cellular response to insulin stimulus.